This is a messenger RNA of Plasmopara halstedii, 150 nucleotides long. RefSeq lists its product as uncharacterized. Lineage: Eukaryota; Oomycota; Peronosporomycetes; Peronosporales; Peronosporaceae. The record is from RefSeq and is a predicted model, not a curated record. The transcript has 3 exons. The coding region runs from base 1 to 150 and encodes 49 amino acids.
AUGCACAAAAUUCUCGACCAAAGAGGUGUCGGUCAAGACUCGAAGAUUAUUUUCUUCGUGGAACUCUCAAAUGUUAAAAAUUCUGACUCAAAUAUGCCCUACACUGUCGGGUGUAAGAAGCGGAGUAAAACUCUAAGCAAUUGGGGCUAG